ACGCGUCUCGGUUAUACUUGACCGCUUGCUUGCUUUUUUUCCCUCGCUUUUCAAUCGUUCUUUUUUUUUCAACUUUUUACUUUUUUUUUCUUUUUCCAGCAUACGCACACACACGCCUUCAUUUCGUCAACUACUUUAUCUAUAACUUGCAUUCCGUACCACUGACCUUUUGUCUUUGCAGACCGCUCCAUUCCUUGCCCAGCAUAUACGAAAAAAGCACACAAUGUACAGUCCAGCUGCCAAUCGUCUUCGGGAUGCCACUGCUGCGGUGAGAACACGCUCGCCACUGGGAACGCCUCCACUAUCUGCUUUUGAACCGACAGCGAGCAACUUGGCAUCUUCACCGCACAGCGACGCAAUACAGAGACCGGGUUCAUCUUCAAUAACUACAGCAGCAACAGGCGGUGCUACAUCUUCCUCGGAUCAAUUAAACAAUAUCUUUAAUGCAGUGCGACAGCAGAUACAAAAAUGGGGCGAGAAUGCCAAGUGGAAGAUUGAUCUUGUACUGCUGGAUAACAGCCAAAGCCGUCAAGAUUCACCGUCGCUACGAGCCCAACAACAACAACAACAGCCAUCAUCACCAUCAGCUUCAUCGACAUCACAGAACUUACGGGUAACGACGGCCGUAGGUCACCAGGGAUACAUGUUGCCCGUAUCCAAUUCAACCCAGUAUCCGAUGGACUAUACUGCUCCAGCAACCAUACCAAACGACAUGUAUGCAGAAGAUCUUCGACAACAGUUAAACGAUUCACUUGAACGCCAACGCUAUCUUGAGAGCAUCGUACGAUCACAAGCUGAGCAAAUACAUUAUUCGCAAGCGUAUCCACCAGACGCGAAUAAGGCCAUUGAAACCAUGCGAAGCAUAUACAUGAUGUCGGAAAACGAACAAAAGCUACGGUAUCUCGUUGACACCAAAGUCUUACACAAAGACAUGGAGGCGUUGUCAAGGAAACUCAAGCGAGUGACAUCGACAUUGAACAGCAUAGAGACCAUGGAGCUGCCUCCAAAGGAUUCUCAGCUUACGAUGGAAACGUUGUUGGAUGAGCGAAAACUUUUGAAACGAAAGCUUCAUCUAGCCGAAUUACGAAUCACUGCACGCGACGCUGAAAUCGAUUAUCUACAACAGCUUGUUAAAACAAGCAACGAACAACAGCCACCAGCACAGCCAUCAGCGCCUUCGUUCUAUCCGCAUUAUGAGGCUAGUCCGCUAAUACGUUCACCCAAACCCCCGCAUCAGCAAGCGUUUGGCUCAUCACCGAAACGCGGACCCCCUUACUUAUUCCAGCAACAGUAUUCGCCAAAAAUGCGACAUGAUAUACGGCCUCCUCCAAUGUCACAACAGCAACAGCAACUACCAGAACAAAAAGAAACAAGUAGUCCUCAACAGCAGCAACAACAACAGCAGCAACAGCAGCAACAGCAGCAGCACAUGUCUGCAUUGGAGAGCCUUGGCAUUGUUGCUGACCGUAUGCUAAGCGACCCUGGCUUUACAGGACAAGAUAAGGCACAACAAAAAGAGACCGUCGAUGCAAAGAGCAGCAAAGACAACAGCCCAAAAUAUGACAUCAAUCGGUCGAAGCGGUCCAUCGACUCGGCUAACGCUCUACUGUCCAUGCCAACAACGCUCAUGUUUCCAACGCAGAAUCCCGAAAGCAAUGCUGACACUAGCACAGGGAGUAGUAGCAAAAACAAGGAGCCACCUGGCACAGACGUUACCAUGACAGAAGCUAGCGCACAAAAUCUGGAGCAGGAGCAGCGUCUUAAAAAAGCACGCGUUGAACGCUCCUCUAAUAACAACACAAGUGGUAGAAACGAUGAAGAGCAACAACAACCCAACGCGAGUCAAUCGCCUUCCAUAGCAGCCUUAUUGGACCAACCAUCACCAACAGCAAACACUUCUGCUGGUGGCAAGAAUGCUUCUUCCUCAAAACAUACAGCGAAUAAUCAUCAAAGACGGACAGCAACAGCACCACAGCAAUUUUCACCUCAUGCCACACCUCCUCUUGCGCCUGCAUAUGAAUCCGACCCUCGAAGCCAACCUCAUCAUCAUCAUCAUCAUCAUCAUAAUCAUCAACCCGUCGUUCCCGAAGAGCGCCUACCGCCUCCUGCACCUGGCUAUCGACCGCCUUCGCCCGCAUCCACGCCCAAAGGACGACGCCAUUCUGCACAACAAAUCAAUCGCACGAGCAAUGCAAGUCAUAACGUAUAAUUCAUCAUAAUAAACAUUUCACAUUAAGCGCAGCAUCCAGAUACAUAUUUACUUGUGUGACAGCCAAAAUUUUAGCUCAUUCUAACUCUCUCGCGCGCGCGGUACGCUUUGUUACACCUUCUUUUAAAGAUCUCUCUUCUCUUCCACUUCAUUUUAUUUUUUUUUCUCUCUCUUUUUUUUUACACUACUACUACUACUACUACUACAACUACACUUUUGUUCAAUAGCAAUAAAAAAAAGCAUUCAAU
This is a messenger RNA of Zychaea mexicana, 2457 nucleotides long. RefSeq lists its product as uncharacterized. Lineage: Eukaryota; Fungi; Mucoromycota; Mucoromycetes; Mucorales; Lichtheimiaceae. The coding region runs from base 224 to 2209 and encodes 661 amino acids. The record is from RefSeq and is a predicted model, not a curated record. The transcript is spliced from 6 exons.